CACACACCCUCCCAACAGUCUAACAUAUCAUGCAAAUUGGAGGCUCCGUGAGCAAAGUAUUUUGUCCGUAGAGACAAGAAACAUUGAUGUCGGCGUCUUCAAAUCAAAGUCAAUGACUCUGGUGUUUAAACUCGAGCCAGGUGAAGUUUUUCCCAACAAUUUCGGCUGCUGCACAUGUAGGUGAACACUUCAGCUUUGAUCCACCGGUCAAUGCAAGGACGCACUCCUUGGUCAUCUUUAAGCAAUCAUCAGGUCAGUCGCAGCUGACCCACAUGGAGGACAGAACAGACAGUCCCAUAGCCGUGAAGGUGGAGGAGCAUUCUCGGUGUGUCAUCCUGACCUACUUCCAGGGUGACAUCAACAGCAUGGUGGACGCUCACUUCAGCCGUGCCCUCAGCAAAGGCUGCAAGGCCAAGGCACCGGCAGCAAAGGCAAAGAAAAUCCGUAAAACUAUUAAACUGGAGGAAACCAGCACCUGUCAGGGGCCGGCUGUUGACUGUUACUCAGAGUCACAGCUCCCUCCUGUAGCAGGACGUCUCAUGAACUUCAGCCCUGCAGACGACCCCGCUGGCUCGUGGCACUCGUUCACAACCAGGACGGGAGAGGGUCCGGGGUUGCCGUCCCUCACCUACUCCCUGUCCCCAGAUGGGUUGAGUCUUACUGGACAGCAAUACGCCUCAUCUCUGCUCAACCUCCUGCAUAGUGACCGGGGUGAGAUGGGACCCAGCGUGGCCUCCAGCUCCAAGCCAGAACUGCAUCCCAGCUGGACGAUGCCUCAGGGAUUUAGAGACUCCAUGGACCCCACCUUAGGAUUUGAACCUGGACGGCGUCUGGACAAGAAGGACUUGUACUGGUACUGAAAAGAGAGACAGAGGGAGAGUGGCUGGAGCAGCAGAGGCAAGAACAGCUUCAACAACACCACACACAUACUUGUGACUCUUUCUGCUCAGCCGUCAGGUGUUUUCUCGUCAAACAGGUGUCACUGAGCGUCCUCCAAGAAUACCCACAGGAGGAGCACUGCAGCGCUUCCAUUUCCACUCCACAGUGAAAUGAGCUCAGCACGUCAGCACGCACCAACUGGAACAACCUUUCUGAAAGGGAACACUCUCUGACAAACCUGUUCUUCAACUCUGUCACUCCUCUUGUAAGAUCUCAAAGAACUGUACAUGUUGUUGCUCCCGGUGAUUGAAGGGCAUUUUUCUUGUGCUGUCAUCAGGCACUUCUCUUCUACUGGGCCUACUAGUGUUGUCAAAUACUGGAAUUCCUAACUUCGAUGCAAUACCUUGGACAUGAUAGAUAUUCCACACCAGUGGGAAAAAUUGACAAUGAGGGCAUAUAGAUUAGAGAUUUUUACUAAAAGAUAAAUCUAUAUUUUUGACAACUCUAGCCUACACCAGUAAGAAGACCAGUAUUACAGUAAGUUAAAAGUCUAGUUUGUAGGAUUUAGUGGCAUCUAGCAGUGAGGAUUGCAAACUGCAACCAGCUGAACUCUCGGUUAAUUUCCUUCAGUGUUCAUUGUUCAGGAGAUUUUUUACCAGGAGCUGGAUUAUCCUCCUCUCCAAAAAUGGGUCAGGGGUCUCAUUUAUAAAACAGUGCAUAGGAUUCAUGUUAAAAAUGUACAUAUGGACAAAAGCCAAAAAUGGUGUGCACCAAAAAAUACUUGACAGUUUCUACAAUCAGGCCUCCACCUCACCAUCUGCGUCGCCAAUUUACCAUCUCCAAAAUAUAAGCAUGGGUCAAAGUUUCUCCCAUCAAGUCUGUUUUUAUAGAUCACAACUUUUACGUGGGAAAUGGCGUAGAUAUCUUUCAUGCCUCGUUUUGUUUGUACGCAUUGUUUAUGAAUGAGCCCCCAGAUGAUUUAAAAAAGUAAAAUCACUGUAUGAAGUAGUUCCAUGUUGUUUUCGGUGUUGUUUGGUUCACCACAGAGGGGCUGCUAACUGCAGAGGCCAACGCAAAAACACGAAUGGCCCUAUCUGGAGCCAGUGUUUGGUUUGUCAGUUCCGGGCCACGGUAGAAACAUGGCGAUGCAACAUGGCGGUGCAACACGGCGGCUCAUUCUGAGGUAACAAAAACACAGUUGUUAUUUUCAGGUGAUUAUACACCAAAAAAAUAAUACUCAUUAUUUUAUAUUCCAUUUCCUCCAAAAUCUCCCUAAAUCCCACACACUGGACCUUUAAAGUGAGAGCAUUUGUGAGUGUAUAAAUAUUGGUGUUAAUAUCUGUUACAGUCCACAGUUAAAUUGAAGUUGCUGUGAGAAUAUUUUAUAUAUUCAAACAAAAAAAUAUAUGAAGGAUAGUGAUGUUUUGUUAAUGACUUGUUUUCUGUGAUCUUGUGUGUCGUGUACUGUACAAAAAUGGAAUCAUAUAUGAAGUUAAAUAAAUAUCUGAGCAGACGA
Epinephelus moara (kelp grouper) is the source of this 2395-nucleotide messenger RNA. RefSeq names its product vestigial like family member 1 (gene vgll1l). The record is from RefSeq and is a predicted model, not a curated record. Lineage: Eukaryota; Metazoa; Chordata; Actinopteri; Perciformes; Serranidae. Gene Ontology annotation, cellular component: nucleus. Bases 273 to 860 code for a protein of 195 amino acids. Gene Ontology annotation, biological process: regulation of transcription by RNA polymerase II. The transcript has 4 exons.